Euleptes europaea (tarantolino) is the source of this 936-nucleotide messenger RNA. Its product is annotated as olfactory receptor 2G3-like. The transcript is spliced from 3 exons. The record is from RefSeq and is a predicted model, not a curated record. Gene Ontology annotation, molecular function: olfactory receptor activity; G protein-coupled receptor activity. The coding region runs from base 1 to 936 and encodes 311 amino acids. NCBI's taxonomy places the organism in Eukaryota, Metazoa, Chordata, Lepidosauria, Squamata, Sphaerodactylidae. Gene Ontology annotation, biological process: G protein-coupled receptor signaling pathway. Gene Ontology annotation, cellular component: membrane.
AUGAACUGGCUACAUGACAGUGUUGUGGGAGAAUUCAUCUUACUGGGAGUGGCUGACCGCCCUCGCUUGGAGAUGGUGCUCUUUGCAGUCAUCUUGUUCUGCUACACAGUGACCCUCCUUGGCAACACAACCAUCAUUGCGGUGUCCCAACUGGUUCCCAGUCUUCGCACCCCCAUGUAUUUCUUCCUCAGCAAUCUCUCCUUUCUGGACCUCUGUUACACAACCAGUAUUGGCCCCCAGAUCCUGAUGCAUUUCUGGAGGGAAAAAAAGACCAUUACUUAUGCUGCCUGUGCAGUACAGUUGUUCAUCUCCCUUGGUCUGGGCUCCACAGAGUGUGUUCUGUUGGCAGUCAUGGCUUAUGACCGCUAUGCAGCGGUCUGCCAACCUCUGCGCUACACUGCCAUCAUGAGCCAUUCAGUGUGUUCCACAAUGGCGGCUGCCUCCUGGAUGAGCGGCUUCGGCAACUCACUAGUGCAGACGGCAAUGACUAUGACUCUCCCGUUGUGUGGACACAACGAGGUGGACCAUUUCUUCUGUGAAGUGCCGGCUUUGCUCAAACUGGCUUGUGUGGACACUUCAGUCAACGAGGCCGAGCUCUUUGGGAUCAGUGUUGUCUUCCUUCUGGUACCACUUGGGCUCAUCAUAGUCUCAUACGGCUAUAUCACAGUUGCCGUACUGAGGAUCCGCUCAGCCAAAGGCAGGCGCAAGGCUUUCAACACCUGUGUCUCCCACCUGACCGUGGUGUUGCUCUUCUACGGCUCAGCAAUUUUUAGUUAUCUCCAGCCUCCUUCCAGGUACUCCCGUGACCAAGGCAAAAUGAUGUCCCUGUUCUAUACGUUGAUUGUUCCAAUGCUUAACCCUUUAAUCUAUACACUGAGGAACAAAGAGGUCCACAGAGCUCUAAGAAGACUAAUGGGCAGGGAUUCAACAGCUUAG